Molecule: messenger RNA, 5398 nt
Organism: Erinaceus europaeus (western European hedgehog)
Lineage: Eukaryota; Metazoa; Chordata; Mammalia; Eulipotyphla; Erinaceidae
Gene: DUOX1
Product: dual oxidase 1
Exons: 34
Coding region: 183-4844 (1553 amino acids)
Biological process (GO): defense response; response to oxidative stress; superoxide anion generation
Cellular component (GO): NADPH oxidase complex; plasma membrane
Molecular function (GO): heme binding; peroxidase activity; calcium ion binding
Source: RefSeq, a predicted model, not a curated record
GCCCCGCCCAGGGCCGGGACACGCCGUGCCGUCCGCACCCCCCGCCCCGCCCGCGCUGGCGCAGAGCUGGAGCCGGAGCCCGAGCCGGAGCCGGAGCGGCGUCGGGGACAAGCUGCCGAAGGGACACCUCGGCCUCAGAAUCUUUACUCUAAGGUGUCCUGACACUUGAGCCCUAUAGUAUCAUGAGUGUCUGCCUGGCUCUGGCAUGGAUAUUCCUGGCUGGACUAUGGACAUCUGUAGGAGCUCAGGAUCCCAUCACGUGGGAGGUGCAGCGAUUUGAUGGUUGGUACAACAAUCUCAUGGAGCACAGGUGGGGCAGCAAAGGCUCCCGGCUACAACGUCUGGUCCCAGCCAGCUAUGCAGAUGGUGUGUACCAGCCCUUGGGAGAACCCCACCUGCCCAACCCCCGAGCUGUCAGCAACAUAGCCAUGAGGGGCCCUGCAGGGCAGGCUUCCAUGAGGAAUCGCACAGUGCUGGGGGUCUUCUUUGGCUACCACGUGCUGUCGGACCUGGUGAGCGUGGAGCGGCCCGGCUGCCCCGCCGAGUUCCUCAACAUCCGCAUCCCGCCCGGGGACCCCGUGUUCGACCCCCAGCAGCGCGGGGACGUGGUCCUGCCCUUCCAGAGGAGCCGCUGGGACCCCGGCACCGGCCAGAGCCCCAGCAACCCCCGGGACCUGACCAACGACGUGACGGGCUGGCUGGACGGCAGCGCCAUCUACGGGUCGUCGCACUCGUGGAGCGACGCGCUGCGGAGCUUCUCCGGGGGGCGGCUGGCGUCUGGGGGCGACCCCGCCUUCCCGCGGGGGGCGCAGCAGCCCCUGCUCAUGUGGACGGCGCCCGACCCCGCCACGGGCCAGCGCGGGCCGGCGGGGCUGUACGCGUUCGGGGCGGAGCGCGGGAACCGCGAGCCCUUCCUGCAGGCGCUGGGGCUGCUGUGGUUCCGCUACCACAACCUGUGCGCGCGGAGGCUGGCGGCCCGGCACCCGCGCUGGGGGGACGAGCAGCUGUUCCAGCACGCGCGCAAGAGGGUCAUCGCCACCUACCAGAACAUCGCCAUGUAUGAGUGGCUGCCCAGCUUCCUGAGACAAACACCCCCAAAGUAUGCAGGCUACCGCCCUUUCCUGGACCCCAGCAUCUCCCCAGAGUUCUUGGUGGCCUCUGAGCAGUUCCUCUCCACCAUGGUGCCCCCUGGCGUCUACAUGAGAAAUGCCAGCUGCCACUUCCGGGAGGUCCACAAUGGGAACUCGAGUGUCUCCAGAGCUUUCCGGGUCUGCAACAGCUUCUGGAACCGAAAGCACCCCAGCCUGAAGAAAGCAGAAGAUGUGGUUGAACUGCUGCUGGGCAUGGCCUCCCAGAUUGCCGAGCGAGAGGACCAUGUGGUAGUUGAGGACGUUCGAGAUUUCUGGCCAGGGCCACUUAAGUUUUCCCGCACGGAUCACCUGGCCAGCUGCCUGCAGAGGGGCCGGGAUCUGGGCCUGCCCUCUUACGCCAAGGCCAGGGAAGCUGUGGGCCUGCCUCCCAUCACCAGCUGGCAGGACAUCAACCCUUCACUCUUCCGGAGCAAUGGCACUGCCCAGGUGCUGGAGGCCACGGCCGCCCUCUACAACCAGGACCUGUCCAGGCUGGAGCUGCUCCCUGGGGGGCUCCUGGAGAGCCAUGGGGACCCGGGACCCCUCUUCAGUACCAUCAUCCUCGACCAGUUUGUGCGACUGCGGGACGGUGACCGUUACUGGUUUGAGAACACCAGGAAUGGACUGUUCUCUGAGGAAGAGAUUGCAGAAAUCAGAAAUACAUCCCUCAGGGAUAUCCUAGUGGCCGUCGCCAACAUGAAACCCAGCACACUGCAGCCCAACGCCUUCUUCUGGCAUGCUGGAGACCCCUGCCCACAGCCAAACCAGCUCAGUACCGAGGGCCUGCCAGCCUGUGCACCACUUGUCAUUCGGGACUAUUUUAAGGGCAGUGGAUUUGGCUUUGGGAUCACCAUUGGGACCCUCUGCUGCUUCCCCUUGGUGAGCCUGCUCAGCGCCUGGAUUGUCGCCCGGCUCCGCAGGAGGAAUUUCAAGAAGCUCCAAGGCCAGGACCGCCAGAGCAUCAUGUCUGAGAAGCUUGUGGAUGGUGUGGAAGCUGUAGAGUGGCAGGGCCGCAAGGAGCCCUGCAGGCCGGUGCUUGUGCACCUGCAGCCCGGGCAGAUCCGUGUGGUGGACGGCAGGUUCUCUGUGCUCCGCACCAUCCAGCUGCGGCCCCCUCAGCAGGUCAACCUCAUCCUAUCCAGCAACCUCGGACGCCGGGCCCUGCUGCUCAAGAUCCCCAAGGAGUAUGACCUGGUGCUGCUCUUCAACCUGGAGGAGGAGCGGCACGUGCUGAUGGAAAACCUCCGGGCAGCCCUGAAGGAAAGCGGCCUAAGCUCCCAGGAGUGGGAGAUGCGGGAGCAGGAGCUGAUGCGGGCAGCGGUGACACGGGAGCAGCGCAGCCAUCUCCUGGAGACCUUUUUCAGGCACCUUUUCUCCCAGGUGCUGGACAUUGACCAGGCCGAUGCAGGAACACUACCCCAGGACUCCUCACAGAAGGUGCGAGAGGCCCUGACCUGUGAACUGAGCAGAGCCGAGUUUGCUGAGUCCCUGGGCCUCAAGCCCCAGGACAUGUUUGUGGAGUCCAUGUUCUCUCUCGCAGACAAGGACGGCAAUGGCUACCUGUCCUUCCGGGAAUUCCUGGACAUCUUGGUGGUCUUCAUGAAAGGCUCCCCUGAGGAGAAGUCUCGCCUAAUGUUCCGCAUGUACGACUUUGAUGGGAAUGGUCUCAUUUCCAAGGAUGAGUUCAUCAGGAUGCUAAGGUCCUUCAUCGAGAUCUCCAACAACUGUCUGUCCAAGGCCCAACUGGCUGAGGUGGUGGAGUCCAUGUUCCGAGAGUCGGGUUUCCAGGACAAGGAGGAGCUGACGUGGGAGGACUUCCACUUCAUGCUGCGGGACCAUGACAGCGAGCUCCGCUUCACACAGCUCUGUGUCAGAGGGGUGGAGGUGCCUGAAGUCAUCAAGGACCUCUGUCGGAGAGCCUCCUACAUCAGCCAGGAGAAGAUCUGCCCUUCUCCCAGAGUGAGUGCCCGCUGUUCCCGCAGAAAUGCCGAGUCAGAACUGACCCCUAAGAGACUACAGUGUCCCACGGACACAGACCCUCCCCAGGAGAUUCGACGGAGGUUUGGCAAGAAGGUGACUUCGUUCCAACCCCUGCUGUUCACCGAGGCGCACCGAGAGAAGUUCCAGCGCAGCCGGCGACACCAGACGGUGCAGCAGUUCAAGCGCUUUAUCGAGAACUACCGGCGCCACAUUGGCUGCGUGGCCGUGUUCUAUGCCAUCGCCGGGGGCCUUUUUCUGGAGAGGGCCUACUACUACGCCUUUGCGGCUCAUCACAAGGGCAUCACCGAUACCACCCGCGUGGGCAUCAUCCUGUCGCGGGGCACGGCGGCCAGCAUUUCCUUCAUGUUCUCCUACAUCCUGCUCACCAUGUGCCGCAACCUCAUCACCUUCCUGCGGGAGACCUUCCUCAACCGCUAUGUGCCCUUCGACGCCGCCGUGGACUUCCACCGCCUCAUCGCCUCCACUGCCAUUGUCCUCACAGUCUUGCACACUGCCGGCCACGUGGUGAAUGUGUACCUCUUCUCCAUCAGCCCGCUCAGCGUCCUCUCCUGCCUCUUCCCUGGUUUCUUCCAUGACGAUGGGUCUGAGUUCCCCCAGAAGUAUUAUUGGUGGUUCUUCCAGACCGUCCCAGGCCUCACAGGGGUUGUGCUGCUCCUGGUCCUGGCCAUCAUGUACGUCUUUGCCUCCCACCACUUCCGCCGGCGCAGCUUCCGGGGCUUUUGGCUGACCCACCACCUCUAUAUCCUGCUCUAUGUCCUGCUCAUCAUCCACGGCAGCUUCGCUCUGAUCCAGCUGCCCCGUUUCCACAUCUACUUCCUGGUGCCAGCCCUCAUCUACAUGGGGGACAAGCUGGUGAGCCUGAGCCGGAAGAAGGUGGAGAUUGGCGUGGUGAAGGCCGAGCUGUUGCCCUCAGGAGUGACCCACCUGCGGUUCCAACGGCCCCAGGGCUUCGAGUACAAAUCAGGACAGUGGGUGCGGAUCGCCUGCCUGGCCCUGGGGACCACGGAGUAUCACCCCUUCACGCUGACGUCUGCGCCCCACGAGGACACGCUGAGUCUGCACAUCCGGGCAGCAGGGCCCUGGACCACGCGCCUCAGGGAGAUCUACUCACCCCCAACGGGGGACGUUUGUGCCAGAUACCCCAAGCUAUACCUCGAUGGACCAUUUGGAGAGGGCCACCAGGAGUGGCAUAAGUUUGAGGUGUCAGUGCUGGUGGGAGGGGGCAUUGGGGUCACCCCCUUUGCCUCUAUCCUCAAAGACCUGGUCUUCAAGUCGUCAGUCAGCUGCCAAGUGUUCUGUAAGAAAAUCUACUUCAUCUGGGUGACGCGGACCCAGCGGCAGUUCGAGUGGCUGGCUGACAUCAUCCGGGAGGUGGAGGAGAAUGACCGCCAGGACCUGGUGUCUGUACACAUCUACAUCACCCAGCUGGCUGAGAAGUUCGACCUCAGGACCACCAUGCUGUACAUCUGUGAGCGGCACUUCCAGAAGGUGCUGAACCGGAGUCUGUUCACGGGCCUGCGCUCUGUCACCCACUUCGGCCGCCCCCCCUUCGAGCCCUUCUUCAACUCCCUGCAGGAGGUCCACCCACAGGUCAGAAAGAUUGGGGUGUUUAGCUGUGGCCCCCCUGGCAUGACCAAGAAUGUGGAAAAGGCCUGUCAGCUCAUCAACAAGCAGGACCGGACUCAUUUUUCCCACCACUAUGAGAAUUUCUAGACUUCCUGUUGUGGGGAGGUGUCUCCCCACCCUCACCUGCUAACUUUGGUCCAGGUGGCCAUGAUCAGUCACCCCCACAUGGUUUCAGGGGACUGGUCUCCCACCUCCUGCCCUGUGUGGGCUGUGACCACUAGGUUUACAAUGGGCUUCAGCCUGGAGAAGUGUGAGGCACUGUCUGGGGACUAGAGAUUGGGAGGUGCAGAGCUAUUUUUAGGAUAAAAUGACACCCCUUCUUCUGAAGUAAAAUCUAAGUCUAGAGCUAGUGUGUGUGUGUGUGUGUGUGUAAGGGGCUAUGUGUCUAAGGAUGAAGUGGGUGCACAGAUGCUGGCAUCUUAGGACCCCUUCCCAAGAUGCCCCCUCAUGACGUGAAGAAGAGUGCAGAGGCUGGAACCACAGAGCAGUUAACAGGAACCCCCUCAGCACUUGAGUGUUACAGUACAGCUGACUUGGCGUCUUUAAACACAGUCAGAACCUGGCCUGGGAUCUCUGGUGUUCUUUGGCGCUUCUCUUCCUGCUCUAAUUGUCCCUAUUGAAAAUAAACCACUUUUCUGCUC